AGAAAACGAAAGAAUAAUGAGGAAUCGAAGUGCGGCAAGUGUUGCCGAAAAUUAACAACUUUUAUGUUUUCUCAUAUUGGAUUAUGUUCUCUGGUUGUGGCUUACUCAGUGUUAGGUGGAUACGCUUUUAUGUUAUUGGAAUCACCACACGAGGUGGUUGAACGUAACAAUGUGGCUCAGAUGCGACAAGAACAAGUGAAAAAACUGUGGAACUUGACAAAAGAGUUGAAUAUAUUCUAUGAAAGGAAUUGGACUAUUUUAGCUGAGGAAGUCUUUUUAUCGUUUCAAGAUGAGGUGUUUAUAGCGACUAAAGAGAAAGGUUGGGAUGGAAAGGAUGGCGAUGGUGAACUACAGUGGUCGUUUGCAGGUGCCCUUUUAUACUCCGUUACAGUCAUUACUACUAUAGGUUAUGGUCACAUAGCUCCUAAAACCUUCUAUGGACGACUGGUAACAAUCUUCUACGCCUUGGUCGGAAUACCAUUAACUUUACUGUGUCUGGCCAACAUGGGAAGCUUCCUCAGCACUUGCUUUCGGUGUUUGUAUAAACAUAGCUGUAACUGUCUUCUGUGGUUGUGUUGUCCGCAGCAUUCGCGUAAAGCCGACAAACAAAAGCCAAAGGCAAAGCCGCGAACCAAGUUUACCAAAAGAAACGAGCCUCCUACACCGGAAGAGGAUCCAUUACGCGGGAAAACUGACGAGAGCAAUGACGUCAUAGUGACUAUUGAAACUGACUGGCGAAAAGUAGUGACUAAAGAUGAACCGGUGCGCGUGCCGAUCUUCGUCAGUUUACUAAUUAUAGCAUUGUACAUUUUUGGCGGUGCUGUGAUAUUUUCACUAUGGGAGGAGAAAUGGGACUAUUUGAUUGGUUCAUAUUUCUGUUUCGUUACCUUGACAACAAUAGGAUUUGGUGAUUUUGUUCCUGGAUCAAGCAGUGCCACGUGGGGAAAUAAAGAAAAGAACAUUUUCUGUGUAUUUUACCUAGUAUUUGGACUAUCUUUGAUCGCCAUGUGUUUCAACUUAAUGCAGGAAGAGGUUCGAGCUAAAUUUCGUUGGUUAGGAAGAAAAUUC
Lottia gigantea (owl limpet) is the source of this 1068-nucleotide messenger RNA. RefSeq lists its product as hypothetical. The record is from RefSeq and is a predicted model, not a curated record. Gene Ontology annotation, molecular function: potassium ion leak channel activity. Gene Ontology annotation, cellular component: membrane. Lineage: Eukaryota; Metazoa; Mollusca; Gastropoda; Lottiidae. Gene Ontology annotation, biological process: potassium ion transmembrane transport; stabilization of membrane potential. The annotation marks the transcript as partial. The transcript has 2 exons.